This is a messenger RNA of Brachypodium distachyon (stiff brome), 1787 nucleotides long. Its product is annotated as hexokinase-4, chloroplastic. Gene Ontology annotation, biological process: glycolytic process; intracellular glucose homeostasis; glucose 6-phosphate metabolic process. The record is from RefSeq and is a predicted model, not a curated record. The transcript has 9 exons. Gene Ontology annotation, molecular function: glucokinase activity; fructokinase activity; mannokinase activity. Bases 88 to 1572 code for a protein of 494 amino acids. NCBI's taxonomy places the organism in Eukaryota, Viridiplantae, Streptophyta, Magnoliopsida, Poales, Poaceae. Gene Ontology annotation, cellular component: cytosol; mitochondrion.
CGAGAGCAUUUCCUGCCACCUUCCUCGAUCCCAUCACCCUUUCCAUCCAUCGAUCGCUCCACUCCUCAGCUCGCAGCCAGCCUCGACAUGUCCGCCGCCGUCGGCUCGCCGUUCCGCGCCGCUCCCCUCGCGCAGCACCGCCGCCGGCGUGGGUACGCCGUUGUCCGGCGGUGCUCCGCGGUGGAGGCGGGAUGCGGCGCGGCCCCGCCCAUCCUGAAGGAGCUGCGGCUGCAGUGCGCGACGCCGCUUCCUCUGCUGCGGCGCGUGGCGGACGCCAUGGCCGCCGACAUGCGCGCCGGGCUCGCCGCGGACGGCGCCGGCGAGCUCAAGAUGAUCCCCAGCUACGUCUACUCGCUCCCCACAGGGAAUGAAACUGGGCUGUUCUAUGCUCUGGAUCUUGGAGGCACAAACUUCCGGGUGCUGAGGGUUCAGCUUGGAGGGAAAGAUAAGCGUGUCGUCGGCACCGAGUUCGAGCAAGUCUCCAUCCCAAAAGAAAUCAUGCAUGGUACAACAGAGGAGUUGUUUGAUUUUAUUGCGGACCGCCUGUCGGCAUUUGUUGCCAAGGAGGGUGGAGAUUUCCAUCUUGCGGAAGGUAGGAAUAGGGAGAUUGGUUUCACAUUCUCCUUCCCGGUGAAGCAGACUUCUAUUGAUUCCGGCAUUCUGAUCAAGUGGACAAAAGGUUUUGCUGUCUCCGGGACUGCUGGGAAAGAUGUAGUCGCUUGUUUAAAUGCUGCAAUGGAGAGACAGGGGCUUGACAUGCGUGUAUCGGCUUUGGUAAAUGAUACCGUUGGAACCUUAGCUGGAGCACAUUAUUGGGAUGACGAUGUGAUGGUUGCUGUCAUUUUGGGCACCGGCACAAAUGCUUGCUACAUUGAGCGAACCGAGGUCAUCCCAAAGCUGCAACACCUUGGACUUGGAGCAGGAAACACGAUUAUCAACACUGAGUGGGGAGCCUUCUCAGACAAUCUUCCUCUGACUGAAUUUGACAGAGCCAUGGAUAUUGAAAGCAUAAAUCCUGGUGAACAGAUAUUUGAGAAGACAAUUUCCGGGAUGUACCUGGGUGAAAUUGUUCGGAGGGUGCUAGUCAAGAUGGCUCAAGUUUCUGAUCUGUUUGGUCAUUCUUUCCCUAACAAACUUGCUGAGCCAUUUGUCCUAAGGACUCCGCAUUUGUGUGCUAUGCAACAAGAUAACUCAGAAGAUCUUGGACAAGUCAAAUCGAUCAUGCACGACAUCGUUGAUGUCAAUCUCUCUUCUCUUGCGGCACGAAGGGUGAUCAUAGAAGUUUCCGACUGUAUCAUCAAGAGAGGCGGUCGGUUGGCUGGCGCUGGCAUUGCAGGGAUUCUUCAAAAGAUGGAGGACAAUACCAAGGGGCUGAUCAGGAGAAGGAAAGUUGUUGCAAUGGAUGGUGGACUCUAUGAGAAUUACCCUCAGUACAGGGUGUAUAUGCUCGAGGCCAUGGCCGAGCUACUUGGUCCCCGGGACUCUGAGGAUGUCGUCGUCGAGCACACCAAAGAUGGCUCAGGGAUUGGCGCGGCACUUUUGGCUGCUGUUAACUCGAAGUAUGCAGCAUAGCUCUUGCCUUGACAGCCAAGACUCGGUAGGAACAUGUAGCAAAGUUUGCCGCUAGAAUCCAUUGACGGCUUCUGGAAAUGUAUUUAUGCUCAGAAAAAGAUUGCAUCAACAGAACUGAGCACUAGAUCACUGGAUACCGGAAAUGUAUUUAUGCUCAGAAAAAGAUUGCAUCAACAGAACUGAGCACUUGAUCACUGGAGAUUACAAGAGAUUUA